AUGGAUCAAUACAAACUAAUCGAAGCUGAGUUGCUUAAUAAAACCUAAAAGAAGUCUUCAAAUUCAAGAGGAAAGCUUCUAGUCUCAACUUUAGUUGCUCUUGCAGCAGCUUAUGUUGCAGUUUAGGCUUUUUCUAGACCUUCAGAUAUUCAAUUUCACCAAAGAUAAACACUUUGGAGUAAUGAUAAACUCACUUUAUUAGGAUGGAAAACUCUUUCAAAAUUAGGGAUCAAUAAACCCAUAUAAAAGAUUGGUGUAUCUUCUAGGGGAAGAAUCUAUGCCGUCUUAAAUGAAACAAGCUAUUCAAUAGUGAGAUGGUUUGAUACAACUAAAACCUACUGGCUACCAGGCUAUUCCGACAUGGAAAAUACAGUUGAUGUUCAGCUCGAUCAAUCUGGAAUCAUAUACCAUCUCUCAUCAUAAAAUUAAUUAGCUAGCUCUGCAAGUAGCUAGACUCUUCCAGGAAUCAAGAAAUUUGCAGUAUCAGACUCAGGAAAGCUGCAUUGUAUCUAUGAUACUAAGCCAAGUUCAAAGGGCAAGUUGAAUCAAUGGUAUGAUUCUCCUGUUGGAAAAUACAUCUACUACAAAAAUGAUGUGGUGAGUGACCUCAUUGUGAACUAAGAAACUCCAAUCUUUGUUGAUACUAACUCAAGACUAAUUGGAUAUGGAAACAUUUGUGUACAUCAAGUCACUGCAGGAGCUGAUGGAAGUCUCUGGGCUUUGAGCUGCUCUGAUUUCGAUUAAACUGGAAAUAACAGACAACUUCUUAAGUGGGAUGACUCAGUUUCAAAAUGGUACAAAGUUAGAGAUGCUUUUGGAGUUUAAGUCGCUGCUUAUAAUGAGAUCUCAGUUGUUCUACUUCAAUCUAAUGGAAAAAUUAAAAUAUCUACACAAGGUUUGGCUUAAAAGGAACUAGUAAGAAUUGAUGGACCUGUUUAAAAUCUUCCUGAUAAUACCACAAGCUAAAAUUCUACUAACAACACUUCAAAUAACAAUACAUCUUCUAACACCACUCAAGAUUAACCAGCAAAUAACAGUGGAAGUACAGAUGGAGAAAACAGUGGUACCUCAGAUAAUAAUGCUACUUCAAAUACCACUGAUCCACUUUCACUAUCAUUGUUCAAUGAUAGUGUCAUUCUUAACUCUUCUUCUAUAAACUUUGUCAGAGGAAAUUUAUCUCAAAACUACUCAAAUUCAUAAUUAUGUCACAGGGCUACAAGAGAUGGAUUCAACAACUCAAUAUUCAACUAAAGCUGUGCCUAUAGAGGACCUUCACUUAUUAUAGUAAAGUCCAACAAAGGUUUCGUGUUCGGAGGAUAUAACCCCUUAAGUUGGUCCAGCGAUUAUAAUUGGAAAGGAUAAGAAGCAGCUUAUAUUUUCAGUGUUGACAACAAUGCUGUAUUGAGACCUUUACAAAAUCAAACUGUUUACAUUGCUAGACUAAAUUAUAUACUAUCUCCUAUGUUUGGAUCAUUUGACUUGGAAGUCGACUUUAAUACUCCAACAUUCUAAUUCUCAUCACUAGGUACCUACUACUAGUUGCCACCAGGUAUUUAUAAAGAUACUGAUUAGGCUAAGUCAUUCCUUGCUGGAGAAAAAUACUACUAGCUUGCUGAAGUAGAAACAUAUUUGCUCUAUUGA
This is a messenger RNA of Stylonychia lemnae, 1641 nucleotides long. NCBI's taxonomy places the organism in Eukaryota, Ciliophora, Spirotrichea, Sporadotrichida, Oxytrichidae. The record is from the annotation of a GenBank genome assembly.